GUUAAUAAAUCUAUUUAAAAACUUUAAAAUUGAUUGAAUUUUUUUUUUUUAAAGUAUAAAAUCAUUUUUAUUUUAAUGUAAUUUAUUCAUUAUAAACGAAAUUUCUUCAAUUAUAUUUUUUUAAAGAAAAAAGUCAUGUCUUCUUCAAGACCACAUCGUCGUACUAUGAGUAUCAGUGCGGGAAGCAAUGAUUCUUCGGAAAAUCUUCUUUCGAUACCGAAUCAACGUAUAGUCAAUAAUACAAGUAAUUUUAAUAAUACAUAUAAUUCUAAUCAAAAUAAUUACCUUGAAUCACAAAAAUCAGGGAAAUCAUUUCUUACUUCUAUAAGUGAGAAUAGUAAUAAAAGUUCAUUACAAAAUCCACCUCAUACUCCAUCAAAACAUAAAUCUUUUGAGAAACAAAUGCAAGCUGAUACUUCCUCAAAUUUUGAAUUAAAAAAUAUAUUAUCAAUGUUAGUAUUUUUUUGUGCUCUUGUAUUCUUUUUGGGAAGUUUAAGCGGAUUAGGUCCUCCAUUUGAUGAUUUAGAAUAUGCAAUUAAAAAAGAACCGAUCAAUGUGGAAGAACCAAUUAAUUUUGUGCAGGAUCCUGAUAAAUUUUCUGAUGAUGAAGAAAAUGAAAUUCAUGAAGUUCUCAACCCUUUUGUAGAAAAUCCGAUAGAAGAUAAAAUUGAUGAUGAUCACAUUAAUGCAAUUUAUAAUGAUACUAUAUUUGAAGAUGGAGAAGUUAUUUAUGAAGAUGAUGAACUUAAACCGCAAGAAAUUAGUACUGAAGAGCAUUCGUCCGAUAAUAACACAAGUGAUGUUAUACCAGAAUUACCUGAUGAAACAAAGCAACAAAAUCAGGAAGAAAGUAUUCUUGAAGAUAUUAAAAUUGAACCUAAUCUUACUAAUAAUGUGGAUGAAAAUGAAAUCAAAAAUACAAAUUUUGGACAUUCUGAUGAAAUUCUUCUUAAUAAUGGUGAUAUAAAAGAUCAGUUGGAAGAAACAAGUAAUAAAAAUAUUCUAGAAAGUAAUGAAACUGAAGAAAAAUCAAAUUUAAUAGGCUUACCUAACAAGCUUGAUAAAAAAAAACUUAGACAUUACAAGUUGGAUGCAUCGGGAUUAAGUGAUAAUAAUGAGGAUAUAGUUAAUUAUGCAAAUCUUGAUUCUUCAUGUGGAACAUGGCAAAAAAAUUAUGCUAAAUUACACGAAGACAUUUUGACUGGAAGAACGGAACAAAAAUAUGUUGCUUAUGUUUGUGAAGCAAAUUCAAAUUGUGGUAACCUGGGUGACCGCAUACUUGGCAUGACCUCGACAUUUUUAUUUUCUUUGCUUACAAAUCGAGCUUUUCUUUCAGAUUGGCAAGCUCCUCUUCCUCUUGAUGCAAUUUUUGAUUCUCCUAAUAUUGAUUGGAGUUAUGAUUCUUUAGAUCCGGAACCGACCAUCAAAGAUUUGCAAAGUAGUGAAAUUAAUGUUAUUGAUUUUGAUGCUCAACAAAUAGACAAUCAAUUUUUACUUUCUAAUUGGUCAACAAAAUAUCCGGAUCCUUUUAUCAAAUUUCAUACAAAUCGAGGAAUGAUUAUUAGAACCUUUGAUUCAAAAUAUUACGCACAACCUUUAAAAGAGAUUGGAUUAAGACCACACACAGCAUUUGGAUGUAUUUUUGAUUAUCUAUUCCGUCCAAGUACUUCAACAAUGUCAUUUAUAUCAAAGUAUACAUCAUUAUUUUCACUUAAUAAUAUAUUUUCGGUGGGAAUUCAAAUUAGAAUAAGGGGUGAUACGAAUGCAUUGCAAGAUUAUAAACAUUUUUUUCAUUGUGCUGAUCAACUUACACAAACUUAUGCCGUACCGGAUCACAAAGUCAUUUAUUUCCUUAUUACUGACUCGGAAGCUUUAAGAAAUGAGGCUGUACAAAAAUUGGAACAUGUUAUUAUCUCCGGUUUACCAAUUCAAUCUAAUCAUAGUCAUCACGAUCACGCAGAUGAUGUAAAUAAUGCUAUAAUAGAAAAUUGGAUUUUAAGCAAAACAGAUUAUCGGAUAAUUUCUCCUGGAGGUUAUGGAAAAUUGGCGGCCUUCCAUUCUAAACAAUUACAUACUACAGUUUCAAUGGAUUAUCCUGUUUUUGAUAAACAAAUUCCAGAUUGUACGAAAGAGGAUGCAUUUGUUACAUUUAGUAAGUUAUCUAGUGAAUGGUCAUUAGGAUAAUCUAUUAUGUAAUAAGUAUUCUUAUAAAAUCAAAUAGAAUCUUUUAUAGAUUUAAUUAUUAUUUUUUAUUAUUAUUCGGAUUUUCAUGUGAUUUAAAAGAAGA
Messenger RNA from Rhizophagus irregularis DAOM 181602=DAOM 197198, 2287 nucleotides. Lineage: Eukaryota; Fungi; Glomeromycota; Glomeromycetes; Glomerales; Glomeraceae. The record is from RefSeq and is a predicted model, not a curated record.